UCCAUGCAUGACGGUAUGACGGUAAGUAAACAUGUUCGACACAAACUUUAAAGUUUUUAGCACGCUUCUAGUAAUGGCAAAGUAACCUCAAGUGUCACUUAGAAGAAGCCUCUGACUGGCAUUACGUGUAAAACACCCCAAUUAUUAUUAAUAUUAAUAUAAAUAAUUGGAGAAGAACCUCAAGAAGCAAGACAUUAGACCCCACGCCCACAGAAAAACGAACAACGCACUCAGAAAACGGACAGCACACAGUUUACUCCUCAUGAAGGAAGAGGCAAGAAAUCCUCGUGCCUUUGAGUCAUCACGUUCCAGUCCGUCGGAUUCACAACCUGAAGAAAUGCAGCUCUCCCCAGAGUUCCGUGGCCAGCUCCUGAGAAUAAAAUCGGAACCACCUGACGAUGCAUGUCUACCAGAAGAGGCCCAGAUACAGCAACAGCACUACAUAGAGCCUCCAUCAGGAGGUGAUGCUGAUAGAUCGACGGAUGGGAUGUGUCCCGUUAAAGAAGAACCUCGAGAGGACUCUUCAAAUGAAGAUCCAAGCAUAGAAGUCAGAACAGAGCCUUACAGUGUUGCGAUAUUGGCAGAGCAGGAACAAAUGGGAUUCAGCUGCCACUCAGCAUCAGAAGGAGAAACAGCCUGGAAGUGUAACCUUAAAGAAGAACCUCAAGAGGACUCUUUCAAUGAAGAUCCAAUCAUAGAAGUGAAAACAGAGCCUUACAAUGUUCCAGUCUUGGCUGGACAGGACCAGAUGGGACACAGUCGUCACUCAGCAUCAGAAGGAGCAAGAGAAACCUGUGGUAUGCUCCAUGUGAAGGAGCAUCACAGAGGCACUUGUGUUCAAGCAUCUUCAAGUUGCACUUUUUCAAAUGUACAGCUAGGUAUCAGCACAGGAACAGUUGUACCGCGAUUCAACAACACUGAACUACACACUAUGGACCUAGUUCACGUACAGCUACCUGGGCAGCAGCAGUUACACAAGCGGACACAUGCAGGAGAGAAGCUAUACAAGUGUGAUUUCUGCCCUGCGGAGUUCAAGCAGAGCAGUGACCUGCACUGUCAUAAGUGGACACACACCGGUCAGAAGCCAUACAAGUGUGAUGUCUGCCCUGCGGAGUUCGUCUGGAGUGGUUAUCUACGGGAUCACAAGCAGACACACACGGGCAAAAAGCUAUACAAGUGUGACCUCUGUCCUGCAGUGUGCAUUCAGCGCAGUGACCUGAAGUGUCAUAAGAGGACACACACCGGUGAGAAGCCAUACAAGUGCGAUGUGUGUCCUGGAGAGUACACCCAGAGCGGUGUCCUGCAUCGUCAUAAGAGAACACACACGGGUGAGAAGCCAUACAAGUGCGAUCUGUGUCCUGCAGAGUACUCCCAGAGCAGUGACCUGCGGCGUCAUAAAAAGACACACACCGGUGAGAACCCAUAAAGUGUGAUGUCUACACUGCGGAGUUCAGCUGGAGUGGGCAUCUACAGGAUCACAAGCGGAUACACACGGUGAGAAGCCAUACAAGUGUGAUGUGUGCCAUGCGAGGUUCAACAAGAGCGGGUGCCUAUGGGAUCACAAGCAGAAACGCAGAGGUGGGAAGCCGUACAAGUGUGAUCCCUGUCACGCAGAGUACAUCCAGAGCACGGACCUGCAACGUUACAGGAGGACACACGCCGGCGACAGCCAUACAAGUGCGACGUCUGCCCUGCCAGCUGCCGACAGAGCAUGAGGAUAGUUCAGCCCAAGCUUAAACCUGUGACGUCACAGUCACGAGGCACCUGUGAAACAAACAGUGCAAAUGCAGAGGUCAUGUACGCAUACACAAGAAAGAAGGCGUCAGAGUGUCAGGUGUCAGAGAGCAGUAAUUAGACUAGUGGACUGCAGAGUGAAUAUCCCUGUCCACCAUGGUGUGUUUGAGUUGACCAUAAGUUUCAGCUAAUGUGACGUUUGACUGAAAGAGCAUUCACUGUAUAACGCUCGAAAUGAGGUAUUGAUUUUGAACUUACACGUUAGUUACACCUCAGUCAUAGCUAUUGCAUAUCUCUGACAUUAGUACUUUUCUGGAACUGUUACUUACUUGUACUACAGUAAACCCCCGAUAACUCGAAGUUGUAAAAACUGGAAAAAAUUUCGAGAUAAGCGGGGUUUCGAGUUAAGCGAACAGCGAAAAUUACGUUGCCACGAUGUUACCACAAUGCGCUAUGUUAUGAAACGUAAAAAAAAAAGUGUUCCUACAGUAAUAGGGCUCGUAAACAAUUCCGAAGCCAUUUAUUUUUUAACAUCAUCUGAGACUGAAUAACUCCGUAAUAGCAAUCUGCUUGGCAUUCGCGUCUGUGAACAAGAAAGCAUCUUCAAGCACUUGAAUGCAACGCAUGAGACGCUCCUCCCGGCACGUCACUAGCGCGGGCACCCUCGACGAUUUCUGUAUCACUCAGUUCACCGCUACUGGAACAUCGCCGUCGUAAAGCGCAUAGUCCUCGAUGUUCAAGUCCUCUAAGUCACUCUCCCCAAAACAUGCGAGGCGUAUCACGUCGUUGUAUAAUUCAUCACAGCCACUGAACUAGUCUGCUGGCUCCGCGGUACGGCGGUGGAAGACCAGAAACCCGCAUGAAUGAAACAGUUCAUGCUUAUGGCUCGAUGAACUUGCUACCAGGCCUUUGAUAAGUGCCACCUUCUGCUUCAGAGUCAGGGACUUCCAUGUGCAUUGUUCAGCCAUCAUGGCGCAAAGAACGAAACGAAACUGAGAUGCUCGGAAGAAUGCAGAGGAGGAGGAGUGACGUUGGGUGGAAAGGGGAGUGCUGUCUGCCUGCCACAGCUAGCGGCGCGUGACUCACUAGGACUGAAAGGCUUUGACGUUGACCUAGCCUUGGGGACUGAAGAAUGCUUGUUAUCAGCCGUAGGUACGCUGACCUGCCGGUGAUGGUAUUUCGAGGUAUCCGUACUCGGGCAAAAAAAAAAGCUUCGACUUCAAAGGGCCCAAAUAUGGGACAUGGAUCGGGACGCAAAAAAUAUACGAGAUAACCGAUAUUUCGAGAUAAGCGAGUUCAAGUUAACAAGGGUUUACUUAUAAUACAAAUCUUGAUUAUUACUGCCUACUCCUGCAGAGGUGACAAGAUGUAAUUAUGUAAGUAAGAAAACAAAUGUAAGUAAUUAUUUUCUUGACAGGCAUUGUGUGUGUACACUACCUCAUUCUUCCUCCAAGAUUGCUAUUAUCUCUUUUGUUAUUCAAAGGCCAUACCACUUUUUCCAUGUGAAAUAAAUUGUAGUGUACCAUA
Ornithodoros turicata is the source of this 3261-nucleotide messenger RNA. RefSeq names its product zinc finger protein 431-like. The record is from RefSeq and is a predicted model, not a curated record. Gene Ontology annotation, molecular function: RNA polymerase II cis-regulatory region sequence-specific DNA binding; DNA-binding transcription factor activity, RNA polymerase II-specific. NCBI's taxonomy places the organism in Eukaryota, Metazoa, Arthropoda, Arachnida, Ixodida, Argasidae. Gene Ontology annotation, biological process: regulation of transcription by RNA polymerase II. The transcript is spliced from 5 exons. Bases 263 to 1426 code for a protein of 387 amino acids.